GACCGGACCGGGAAGAAUAUGAGCUCAGAGUCGCGGACCGCCACCGGACGCACCGCGCUGCCCUACUGCCACCAGUCUGCCACCACUGCUGUGAUCCAGGUGACCAAUGUAACUGGACGUGCCUGACCAGUGGUGGUAAAACAACAAAAAAAAGGGAAGAAACAAACAACAACACUUAGACAUUUUAUUUGUGCGUGUGUGUGUGUGUGUUUAUGUGUGUGUGUGUGUGUUUAUGUGUGUCGCAGUUCCAUAACCUGCAGGAGCUGAGGCACAGCGCGUCUCUGGCCAACAAGGUCUUCAUCCAGAGAGAUUACUCCGAGGGCACCGUCUGCAAGUUCCUGACCAAAUUCCCCUCCGAACUGGACAGUCGGAUUGAGAAGAACCUGUUCGAGGACACGGUGAAGACGCUGAACAGUUACUACGCCGAGGCGGAGAAGAUCGGGGGACACGCCUACCUCGAGGGCUGCCUCGCCUGCGCCACCGCCUACCUCGUCUUCCUCUGCAUGGAGACACGCUAUGAAAAGGUGCUGAAGAAGAUCUCCAGGUACAUUCAGGAGCAGAACGAGAAGAUCUACGCCCCCAGAGGCCUCCUGAUCACCGACCCCAUCGAGAGGGGCAUGAGGGUCAUCGAGAUCAGCAUCUACGAGGACCGGGGUUCCAGUGGGUCCAGUUCCGGGAGCAGCACUACCAGUAGCAGUGGACGAUGAUGACCACACACACACACACACACUCACAAUGAGUACACGAGUACACUAUACGCACAAAAGUAUUGGGACGCCGCUUCUAAUGAUCGAAUUUGUGCGUUUCAGCCACCAGGUGCAGGUGUCCGAAUACUUUUGGCCGUGUAGCGUAGUCCGUGCAUCUCCUCAGGGCGCCACACCCUCCGGACCGCGUUUACACUCUCACAGCAUGUGACGGACUGCCGUGUAGUCGCACGUCGUGGCCAGUAGGGGUGCUAGAGGGCAAAGUCGUCUUCCAUCGUUCUGUGUUACUUUCGCAGUCGUAUGAUUCUAGUUUACAGUGUUAGGGUAUUUACGGUAGACCUGCUACUCCAGCAGUUACGGUAAUAUUAAAACAAAAAGAUCUCAAGGGGUGCUAGAGGGCAAAGUCGUCUUCCAUCGUUCUGUGUUACUUUUGCAGUAUUCUGAUUCUAGUUCCAUUUACAGUAUUAGGGUAUUUACGGUAGACCUGCUACUCCAGCAAUUACGCUACUAAAAUUACAGCUGCCGGUUUGGGUUUUCACAGUCAAAUCACGAAUUUUGUUUAUUUUUUCUAUUAAAAAAGAAGCGCACUCUGUAUCCGCACUUUAGUAGCCUCCGAUUUUAGCGCUUCCACACAUUUUACCUCACAUCUAAGACAACGUUUACUCAGGAUUUGAGAAUAUUCAUUUGUUCCGUCAUCUCAGCGACACCAAGCGUCCACUGCCACGUUCCGUAAACAUGUUUUAUUUAUUUAUACAUAUUUUCAUAUCCGCAGAAUGUAGCUGAACAUGAAGACACCGACCGGAACCUUUGUUUUCUAUAUAUAUAGCUUCCGUUUCAUUAGCGAGAGGAAUCGGCUCGCGUUUAUGCAAAAAUCUUGAGGAAUUGUUGUGUUGUAGCGCACGGUUGAAGCUAACGCUUCGUUACUUAUGAUGUAAAGGUAAGAUUUUACUGUAUUGAUUAGCCUGCUUCUCUGUGCACAUAUUAAUAAAGAAUU
This is a messenger RNA of Trichomycterus rosablanca, 1698 nucleotides long. RefSeq names its product golgin A7 family, member Ba (gene golga7ba). The transcript has 5 exons. NCBI's taxonomy places the organism in Eukaryota, Metazoa, Chordata, Actinopteri, Siluriformes, Trichomycteridae. Gene Ontology annotation, cellular component: palmitoyltransferase complex. Gene Ontology annotation, biological process: peptidyl-L-cysteine S-palmitoylation; protein targeting to membrane. The record is from RefSeq and is a predicted model, not a curated record. The coding region runs from base 213 to 707 and encodes 164 amino acids.